This is a messenger RNA of Heterocephalus glaber (naked mole-rat), 3731 nucleotides long. RefSeq names its product ATP binding cassette subfamily F member 1 (gene Abcf1). Gene Ontology annotation, molecular function: ATP hydrolysis activity; ATP binding. Lineage: Eukaryota; Metazoa; Chordata; Mammalia; Rodentia; Bathyergidae. The record is from RefSeq and is a predicted model, not a curated record.
GCGGGACCGGAAGCUUCGGGUCGGUCCACGCCAGCGAGCCUCGGUGGACCGGCCGGGGGACGAGGGGAGCGUGUGGUGCCGAGCAGGAGGUGGGGAGAGAUGAGAAAGCCCUCUCUUGUGGACCUUUCCCCCACCGUCCUGCCGCACGGGAACACUCGACCUCUGCCUCGACCUCCCCUUCCGCUCGCGCACGCGUGCUCGCCUCGGGAGCCGAUGAUGCCCCUUGUUCCUCGAGAGGGUGACUGCGUGUGCUCGCCAUAGCUCGCCACAUUGGACCUAGCUGGAGCAAGUGUCGAUUUUGGAGAGAAGGUGGUGAAGAAAGGGAAGAAAGACAAGAAGACCAAAAAGACGUUCUUUGAGGAGCUGGCAAUAGAUGAUAAGCAGGCCGGAGCGGAAGAGAAGGUGCCCAGAGAGAAGGAGCCGCCGCAGCAGCAGCAGCAGCAGCAAAAGAAGAAGCGGGACGCCCGGAAGGGCCGGCGGAAGAAGGGUGUGGACGACGAUGGCGAGGAGAGGGAGCUGAUGGAGCGCCUCAAGAAGCUGUCUGUCCCGGCCAGUGACGAGGAGGACGGGGUGCCCGCCCCGACGCCCCGCGGAGGAAAGAAGGCCAAGGGCGGCAAUGCUUUUGCAGCCCUGAUUCAAGAUCAGAGUGAGGAGGAGGAGGAGGAAGAGGAAGAAAAACACCCUCCUAAGCCUGCCAAGCCGGAGAAAGAUCGUAUCAACAAGGCUGUGUCUGAGGAGCAGCAGCCUGGGCUCAGGAGCAAAAAGGGAAAGGAAGAGAAGGCCAGAGGGAAGGCCAAGCCUCAAAACAAAUUUGCUGCCCUGGACGAUGAAGAGGAAGAUGGAGAAGAUGAGGAAGACAUACGGAAAGAAGAGGAGCCUCCCACGCAAGGGAAGGCGAGGGCAGAGCAGGGUUCCGAGGAAGGAGGAGGAGAGGCGGUUGACUCUAAGGCAGAGGAUCCCUUGGCUCACCUUAGCAAAAAGGAGAAGAAAAAGCUGAAGAAACAGAUGGAUUAUGAGCGCCAGGUGGCGUCAUUAAAAGCAGCUAAUGCCGCCGAAAAUGAUUUCUCCGUGUCCCAGGCAGAGGUGUCCUCGCGCCAGGCCAUGCUAGAAAACGCUUCUGACAUCAAGCUAGAGAAGUUCAGCAUCUCAGCCCAUGGCAAGGAGCUGUUUGUCAACGCUGAUCUCUUCAUUGUAGCUGGCCGUCGCUACGGGCUGGUGGGACCCAACGGCAAGGGCAAGACCACGCUUCUCAAGCACAUCGCCAACCGCGCCCUGAGCAUCCCUCCCAACAUUGAUGUACUGCUGUGCGAGCAGGAGGUGGUAGCGGAUGAGACACCGGCCGUACAGGCCGUCCUUCGAGCUGACACCAAGCGGUUGAAGCUGCUGGAGGAGGAGCGCCGGCUGCAGGGGCAGCUGGAGCAGGGGGACGACACAGCUGCCGAGAAGCUGGAGAAGGUGUACGAGGAAUUGCGGGCCACAGGGGCAGCGGCUGCAGAGGCCAAAGCGCGGCGGAUCCUGGCUGGCCUGGGCUUUGACCCUGAGAUGCAGAAUCGGCCCACACAGAAGUUCUCAGGGGGCUGGCGCAUGCGUGUCUCCCUGGCCAGAGCGCUCUUCAUGGAGCCCACGCUGCUGAUGCUGGAUGAGCCCACCAACCACCUGGACCUCAACGCCGUCAUCUGGCUGAACAACUACCUUCAGGGCUGGCGGAAGACGCUGCUGAUCGUCUCCCACGACCAGGGCUUCCUGGAUGAUGUGUGCACGGAUAUCAUCCAUCUGGAUGCCCAGCGGCUGCACUACUACAGGGGCAAUUACAUGACCUUUAAGAAGAUGUACCAGCAGAAGCAGAAGGAGCUGCUGAAGCAGUACGAGAAGCAGGAGAAGAAGCUGAAGGAGCUGAAGGCUGGUGGCAAGUCCACCAAGCAGGCCGAAAAGCAGACAAAGGAAGCCCUGACACGCAAGCAGCAGAAGUGCCGGCGGAAGAACCAGGAUGAAGAGGCCCAGGAGGCGCCCGAGCUGCUGAAGCGGCCCCGGGAGUACACUGUGCGCUUUACCUUCCCCGACCCCCCGCCGCUCAGCCCGCCGUUGCUGGGCCUGCACGGCGUGACAUUUGGCUACGAAGGGCAGAAACCACUCUUCAAGAACCUGGACUUCGGCAUUGACAUGGAGUCAAGGAUCUGCAUCGUGGGCCCUAAUGGCGUGGGGAAGAGCACACUGCUGCUGCUGCUGACUGGCAAGCUGACUCCGACCCGAGGGGAAAUGAGAAAGAACCACCGGCUGAAAAUCGGCUUCUUCAACCAGCAGUACGCAGAGCAGCUGCGCCUGGAGGAGACGGCCACCGAGUAUCUGCAGCGGGGCUUCAACCUGCCCUACCAGGAGGCCCGCAAGUGCCUGGGCCGCUUCGGCCUCGAGAGCCACGCGCACACCAUCCAGAUCUGCAAGCUCUCGGGUGGGCAGAAGGCCCGGGUUGUGUUCGCAGAGCUGGCCUGUCGGGAGCCCGACGUCCUCAUCCUGGACGAGCCGACCAACAACUUGGACAUCGAGUCCAUCGAUGCCCUGGGGGAGGCCAUCAACGAGUACAAGGGCGCCGUAAUCAUCGUGAGCCAUGACGCGCGACUCAUCACAGAAACCAGCUGCCAGCUGUGGGUGGUGGAGGAGCAGAGCGUCGGGCAGAUUGAUGGGGACUUCGAGGACUACAAGCGGGAGGUGUUGGAGGCCCUGGGCGAAGUCAUGGUCAGCCGGCCCCGGGAGUGAGAGUCUUCGGGGAGCCCCUGCGAGACGUCCCCAAGUCUCGCAGCUGAUUCGCCAUGUGACCAGGAUACCACUUAGCUUGCUUCCUUCUCUUCGAAAGACCUGUGUGUUUUCCUGUGGUCAAGCGGCAGGCCUUACCCUCGACAGCCUGCAGACCGGGGGACCCUCCUGUCUGUGGCCUCUGUCCGGCCAAGCUCAGGUGGCCCCUGGUCAAGACUCUUCACUCGGAAGCCUGGCUUGGCCCACCUGAAGCUGCAGGCGGCCCCAGCCCUGGAGGAGUCUACUGACUGGGGGUGCACACCUCAGGGCCUUGGCCGAGGAGCCUGAGGCCUGUGGCUACCACCAAGCUCUGGCAGGAGAGGAGAGCGGGAGGAAAUAAAGGAGAGGCGUGGCCACCACCGCCGGCACUGCAGGCUGGUGGGAGCGGGGCUGUGCUCGUCCUGUGUGUCGCACUCCGUUUUCUUUCUUGCAGCUUUGAGUCCACCCUGCUUACGCAGAUGCAGGCAGACUGAGCGUGCUGUCUUCACUGCACUUACGGGCUGUGCCAGGCUCCUCCCUCCGUUGCCCAGCCUUUCAGACAAGGCAGCAAAGAACGCAGUUCUCCUCCCUGCUGUUUUGGACAAGUCCCUCACUGUCCAAGCUACCACGUGAAUGAGGAGGCACUCUGCCCUGUAGUUGGGGGCCAUAGUGCUUACCCUUUUGUAAACAUUAGCCGACCUAAGCCGGCCCUGGUAGUACAUGCCUGUAAUCCCAGCACCUGGGAGCUUGAGGCAAGAGGAUUGCUAGAGUUCAAGGCCAGCCUGAACUACACAGUGAGACCCUGCCUCAAAACAGAAAGUUAGCCACUCUGGGCAUGGUAGUAUGUGCUUGUCACAGUUGCUCAGGAGUCUGAGGCAGGAGGAUUGAAAGUCUGAGGCUAGCCUGGGCAAUUAGGAAGACCCUGUCUCAGAAUAAAUAAUAAGGCCGAUGGGGUUAACUGUUAA